This is a messenger RNA of Cylicocyclus nassatus, 853 nucleotides long. The record is from the annotation of a GenBank genome assembly. NCBI's taxonomy places the organism in Eukaryota, Metazoa, Nematoda, Chromadorea, Rhabditida, Strongylidae.
AUGAUGGUUGGGCAAUUACCGCGCUUGCUUCAGCAACCAAUACCAUUGCCGUUUAAUCCCGCUAAGAUCCUGAAUGAAACGGAGCUAACACAAGGAUGUUUGAUGGAUGUCACCUCAUUUUCCACGGGAGUCACCCGGUUUACAUCCACCUUCGCUGCUUGCAGACAACAAGGAAAGUGCACCGAGGCGCAGCAGAAAGUGCUUGACGAUAACAUUUUCGCUAUAAAGCAAUUAGAUGCAUUCGGCAAAAUUCCCUCUGGAAUAUUGGAUCUGACGCUAGUAAGCUCGGGAUCAUACAGUGAAUGUAUGGACGUAGAAGCUCCCUAUCAAGUUCAAUAUUGCUAUGCGACUUCUGAAAUUACUAAUAUGACCGGCCUUGCACCUAAGGAAGUCGGUAUGCCCUCAAAUUUUAAAGUUGGACCAAGACUUGCUGUCUGUAUGCCAGAGAGGUGUACGAGUAAGGACAUUACCAGUUUUCUCAAUGCUGCUAAUUCACAAACAUUAUUGCCCGCUGAAUUCAGUGGAAUCAGUUGCGUUCCCAAACACAACACGUACUCACUAGCAUUUUGGAUAUACAUGAGUGUUCUAGGGUUUUUUGUGUCUUGGGCAAUCGUUGCAACAGCUGUAGAUUAUGUGUGGCAGAACCACUACAAGGAUAAAGAACAGAAUAAGGGUGAUUUGGAGAAAUUCUUGAUUUUCGCUAAGGCUUGGGAAAAAAUGGUGGACUUUGACAUGGCCGUUGUAAUUUUUAUCGCAAGAUUCCUCUACAUCACUGCUGUACUACUGAUAUUGUAUUAGAGUCCUAGUAAUGCUAGGAUGAAUGGUUAGAAGUUUCAAAGAAGAAUUCGACAUG